Cydia fagiglandana is the source of this 1071-nucleotide messenger RNA. RefSeq lists its product as uncharacterized. The transcript has a single exon. NCBI's taxonomy places the organism in Eukaryota, Metazoa, Arthropoda, Insecta, Lepidoptera, Tortricidae. Gene Ontology annotation, biological process: DNA integration. The record is from RefSeq and is a predicted model, not a curated record. Gene Ontology annotation, molecular function: nucleic acid binding. Bases 1 to 1071 code for a protein of 356 amino acids.
AUGAUGGGAAAUUUACCUGAGCAGCGCCUUCAGCCUGGCUAUCCAUUCCAGACUACAGGAAUGGAUUACGCGGGUCCUAUAUUAGCACUUAAUAAGAGAGGUCGCGGUAGCAAGACAGAAAAGGUAUACAUCGUCAUAUUUAUCUGUUUCACCACCAAAUGCGUACAUCUCGAACUCGUCAGUUCGCUAUGUAAAGAUUCCUUCCUAGCCACGUUGCGUCGCUUCAUUGCUAGACGAUCUAAACCUGCUACCUUAUUCUCUGAUAAUGGAACUCAGUUCGUGGGAGCACGAAAUGAGCUUUAUAAGUUCCUCAACGAUAAUGCAAGUUCUAUAAUUGAUGAAAUGUCUAAUGAGCGUAUAGACUUCAAAUUCAUACCUGCAUAUGCACCACACAUGGCCGGUCUGUGGGAAGCCAAUAUAAAAUGCAUAAAAGCCCAUUUACAUCGCGUGUUAGGGAACGCACACUUAGUAUUUGAAGACCUCUAUACAAUUUUAGUUCAAAUUGAGGCCUUACUAAACUCACGUCCCUUAACCCCACUCUCGACUGACCCACGUGACAUGAGACCUUUGACCCCGGGGCACUUUUUGGUAGGACGACCGAUGACUGCUUUGCCCUCGCCUCCGCUUGUCGACGUUAACCAGAACCGUCUCACUCGUUUUGAAAGGCUGGAGCAGUUACGCCAACACUUUUGGGCCAGGUGGCACAAGGAGUACAUUACUGAACUUCAACAACGCACCAAGUGGCGCACGUCUAAGGGUCAACAACUAAAAAAGGGAGCAUUAGUCCUAAUUAAAGAAGAAGGACUCCCGCCGAUGAAGUGGCGACUGGGCCGCAUCACAGAGAUAUAUCCAGGGAGCGACGGAAUCGCCAGGGUCGCGGAUAUCAACACUGCAAGAGGAGUGAUACGCCGUGGCUUCAACCGCAUCUGCCCGUUGCCUACCACUGACAUCGACGAGUUGAAAGUUAACCCUUUCAACGCCGGGGGGCAUGUUCGGGAUUCUUCGGAUGUCCUCCCCACCUCUAAGAGGACAACGGCCAACGCUGCAAGACCAGAUUGCAUACGACAUUGA